Messenger RNA from Gymnodraco acuticeps, 1866 nucleotides. Its product is annotated as zinc finger protein 568-like. Gene Ontology annotation, molecular function: RNA polymerase II cis-regulatory region sequence-specific DNA binding; DNA-binding transcription factor activity. NCBI's taxonomy places the organism in Eukaryota, Metazoa, Chordata, Actinopteri, Perciformes, Bathydraconidae. Bases 301 to 1560 code for a protein of 419 amino acids. Gene Ontology annotation, biological process: regulation of transcription by RNA polymerase II. The transcript has 3 exons. The record is from RefSeq and is a predicted model, not a curated record.
GUGAACGCACCCUUAAAGUCAAUGCGAGUUAAUAAUGGUCCCUUUUAUUUAAAUGUUUCUCUAUGUAUAUAUUUAACAACAAGAUGAAUCAUACACUUAACCAGAACAUAUUCAAUAUCCAGUGCCUGACCAAUUUUUACAAGGCUAUUAUUUAAUCGUGUUUGUUAAGGAAGUAGGAAGAGACACAUUUGAAAGGAUUUGUAGUUCGCGUUUACUAGAAGAGUUACGACAGUUGCCAUUUAUGUCACAUCCGCCUGGACAUUUUCCCGGAAGUAAACCAAAAUAAAACAUCUGGAAAGGAUGUCUUUGCCCUCCUCUUUCGGUUCGCAGGUGUCCGCCAUCAUGGAUAUGUUGGCGAAGGCUGCAGUCACAGAAAUAACGAAGCUGGUGGAGGAGGGGGGUGUUGUGUUGAGGCUGGAGAUGUGUCGGAGGGACAGUGAGAUCCAGGAGCUCAAGAGAACUUUAAAGCUGAUGGAGGUGGAGCUCUGCAAAGCCCAAGAAGCAGUCAACAUCCGGGCAAUAAUGGAAGAGAAACAGAAGCAAACAGCAGCCGGGAAUCAGGUCCUUAGAACAGUUUCAGACCAACAAGAACAUCAGGAAGCAUGUGGCGUGUAUCUGAACCCACGGUCUGCUCAUUCUCUGUGCCAGCCGGGACACGUAACAGAGGAGAUCCACGACAUGAAGCCAGCGGUGAAACACGAGCCUGCAGAAGAACCCUUCACCCAGGAAGCAGAACACAUUGUAACAGCAGACAUUUGCUUUGAGGCGCGAGAGCCAGAUGACAUGAUGUGGCCUCCUCCUGCUUGCAGCAUGUUUGAUAAAAGCUCCGUUGCAAUGCAGCAGAACAUGCAGAUUUCCCCCCCUGACACUGAGCAAUAUGCUGCUCACAGAAACACAGAAAGCUCCUAUAACUCUUCAGCUUCUGCAGCACAGGAAAUCGCAGGUGGUUCUUUAAAUGUGCCGAUAAAAUUAGAGGUAGAGACUCGACCUAUGUGCAUGGGAAGUACGGCUGUUCACAAUGAGCAGUUCAGACAUCCUGCAGUCAGUCAGGAUCCGUGUUUGGAGUCUGCUUCUCAACAUGCCGGGCCGUCACUAGCUCCGCCUCAUGCACAGAGGUCACACCCAGCAGAUACAUUAGGAUCCAACACAGACUGGCACAUCCUCAAUGUGAACAACCAAAGGGCAAAAAGGCUCAUGAAUGUUUGGAGGACGAAUCAGAAACUGUUCAUCUGCUCGGUGUGCAACAGGGGUUUCCCUCGCAAGUCUCAGCUAGAGGUGCACAUGGCCUCCCACCAGACGUUUAAACCCUACCGGUGCCUCGAAUGCGGGAAAUCUUUCACCCAGAAGACCCGGCUGAAGACGCACCAAAGCGUGCACACGGGGGAGAGGCCGUUCAGCUGUAAGAUCUGCGGCAAGAUGUUUUCGAGGCAGGACAACUGCAUGAGACACGAGCGGUUCCACAGCGGGCUGCGGCCCUACAGCUGCGGACAGUGUGGGAAGAGCUUCACGGUGCUAGGCAACCUCAAAAUACAUCAAGAGAUCCACCUGCAAGGAAGAUAGCGAUCAGAAGACAAUUUACAUCUUGUACUUUUGACAGUUUUAAUGCAUUUUAUACAAACAUAAAAUGUAAAUGUUGCAUUUCAGGGUGGUCAUUGGUGAGGAACAUUAUAAUUAUACAAUGUACUGCAUAUGUUUAGGUGCAGACUCAUGAUGUUGCCCAACCUAACCUAAACACACUUUUUGUAGUUAUGAAAUUCAUUAAAGCCCAAACUCCAUCUGUUUCAUAGUAGAAGGAGAGUGGGUGAGUGCCUAUGCAUUAACCAUUUGUGUUUUAAAUUAACGUAAAUUAAAUUCAUUUUGAGAGAU